Molecule: messenger RNA, 10485 nt
Organism: Colletes gigas
Lineage: Eukaryota; Metazoa; Arthropoda; Insecta; Hymenoptera; Colletidae
Gene: para
Product: sodium channel protein para
Exons: 33
Coding region: 1858-7938 (2026 amino acids)
Biological process (GO): membrane depolarization during action potential; sodium ion transmembrane transport; neuronal action potential
Cellular component (GO): voltage-gated sodium channel complex; plasma membrane
Molecular function (GO): calcium ion binding; voltage-gated sodium channel activity
Source: RefSeq, a predicted model, not a curated record
GCGCGUGGCGGUGCAAUAACGCCCGCGUCGGGUUUGUCUGAUCGCGACAGUCCUCGAGAGUACCUUUUCCGGCAGCAAAAAGUGCGCCAGGACACGCACAGUGGUCGCAGAACAGUGGACUCAGACUCAGUGAACGAAGUGACCGAAAUCGCGCGGCGAGGAGAGUAGUUUGGACACGAGUAAAGGAGGCAGCGCGUACAAGAAAACGUCGAGAGACGAGGUAGAGUGCUAGUGACGACCGAGUGAGAGGGCAAAGGGGGGUGAGAAAGAGUGAGAAAGUGCUAGGUGGGAGACAGUGAGAGAAACAUAACGAACGGGGCAGCGAAGAGGGAGAGAAGUAAGAGAAGGGUAGGGGGCGAAGACAGAGGGGAACCGGAGCGUUAGAGAACGCGCGCGCGCGCGCCUAUGUGCCAGGGGGAAACGAGAGACAAAGGAAGUGGUGGAAAGGACCCGGACGGCGAGGAAAGUUAAGGGCAAGAAGAACGGCAGGAAGGCAGGAAAGACGAGGGAAGGUUCGUAGUCAGAGAAAGCCAGCAAUACGGGGGUGACAGCGGCACGAGAGGUAGAACGCGUCGGGUCUGUCCCCCAGAAAGGGACCGUCGCGCGCAACGCGAUCAAUUUUCGUUGCGACGCGGGCGGCAGAGACUGGAGGAAAGGAAGAAAUGACGACUGCGGCGAGAUACCGAUAACCGGCCAGAUAAUGUUGUCGCAGAGCAAGUUUUACGCUCUCUUUAUCCACUACACGUUUGUGUAGCGCGACACGGGGCGGGUCCUUGCCGCUGCGGUGAAGAACAGAGAAGUGGGAAGAGGAGGUGGAGGCGCGUGAAGAACAAAGGACAAGAAGAAGAAGAAGAAGAAGAAGAAAAAGAAGAAGAAGGGAGGGAACGAAGGAAGAGUUUGCUGGCGGGGAAUCUCGGAUAGACCAAAGGCGCUCGAGGAUUGCUGGUCGAAGAAAGAAAAUAAAAGAGAACAGAGAGGGGGACAGAGAGAGAAAGAGAGACAGGGAAGUUUUGUCGUGGUACGGUGUUUUAAAAAAAAGUUUACAGUGUCGUUGCUUGGUAGUGUGCUACUCUCGCUGAAGCUGAAGAAGCAAGGCCCGCGGAGGUAUCUCAGAACCCGCCCCUCCUCGACGUCGCAGUGCCUCUUCUCCAUAUCGCUACGUCGUACUUCUUUUUCGUUCAAGCCGCGACUAUUCCACGCCACCCGGAGAAACUCCUCGACCAUAAGUAUCGAUCGACUCGAAAAUCAGACUAUGUUAUUUCGGAUAACGGAUUGAUCGCACCCGUCGCUUCAUUCACACGUCGGACAUGAAAAAUCUUGGUUCGCGUUGGACGGUCCCCGACAUAGCACGCACUGCCGCAGCGCGUUCGUCAUUUCUCGUCGCCAUUUCGUCGGAACGAGAUUCAGGUAGCAGCAGCAGCCGCAGCAUUAGCAUCAAAAACAGAAGGAGCAACGUUAGAAGUAGCGGUAGUGGCAGCAUCGAUAUCGAGAGUAUCGGCGGAGGCCAUUGCGUGAACGAGCGCGUCACGGCGAUCUACAAGAAGAGGGAAAGGUAUAGCUACGGCAGAUCGGCAGUCGACGUGCUGCACGAGGCGCAUUUAUCCGUCCGAUCGUACGUAACGGCGUCGUCAAAUCGCAUCGACGGCACGACGCGUCCCGAAUCGACGCCCAGGCACUGGCCCCUAGCCGGCAAGUCGCGCGGUUCCCAGCACCGGUCUCGUCCUCGUCAGCCGCAGCCGCAGCCACCGCAGCAGCCACUCUAUUACCACCCCCAAUCGUGGGACUCGCGCACAUUACACUUCAGAAACUGUUAGCACCGAUCAAAAGAAGGUGGCUCAGCUGUGUGCAGCUUAGACAAUGUCCGAAAAUUUAGCCCCUGCAGAAGAGGAAGAAAGAAGUUUGUUCCGUCCGUUCACGCGGGAGUCCCUGGCAGCGAUCGAGGCUCGCAUUGCCAAAGAACAUGCCAAGCAGAAGGAGCUCGAGAAGAAGAGAGCGGAAAACGAGGGAGGUUUUGGACGGAAGAAAAAGAAAAAAGAAGUUCGGUAUGACGACGAGGACGUGGACGAGGGUCCUCAGCCGGAUCCGAUGUUCGAGCAAGGAGCACCGAUCCCGGUCCGACUGCACAACGAAUUUCCACCCGAGUUGGCCUCCACACCUCUCGAGGAUAUCGAUACUUUCUAUCAUAACCAAAGGACCUUCGUCGUCGUCAGCAAGGGAAAGGACAUAUUCAGGUUCUCAGCGACAGACGCGAUGUGGAUCCUCGACCCCUUCAACCCAAUACGACGCGUGGCCAUUUACAUAUUGGUUCACCCACUGUUCUCCCUCUUCAUUAUCACUACAAUAUUGGUUAACUGCAUACUCAUGAUCAUGCCCACUACGCCCACCAUCGAGUCUACGGAAGUGAUAUUUACGGGCAUCUACACAUUUGAGUCCGCCGUUAAGGUGAUGGCGAGGGGUUUCAUUCUGCAGCCUUUUACCUAUCUUAGAGAUGCAUGGAAUUGGCUCGACUUCGUAGUUAUAGCUUUAGCUUAUGUGACGAUGGGCAUAGAUCUAGGCAACCUUGCCGCUCUCAGGACAUUUCGAGUCCUCCGAGCCUUGAAGACUGUCGCUAUUGUACCAGGUCUGAAAACCAUUGUCGGCGCUGUGAUAGAAUCCGUGAAGAACCUGCGCGAUGUGAUAAUCCUGACGAUGUUCUCUCUUUCCGUCUUUGCGCUGAUGGGCCUCCAGAUUUACAUGGGGGUUCUCACGCAAAAGUGUAUAAAAAACUUUCCCAACGACGGCUCCUGGGGCAAUCUCACCGAUGAAAACUGGGAGCGAUUCGUUAGUAACGAAACUAAUUGGUACGUGGACGAGGCGAAAAACAUGCCCCUGUGUGGAAAUUCAUCUGGAGCAGGGCAGUGCCUUCCUGGCUACACGUGUUUACAAGGAUACGGCGAUAAUCCGAAUUACGGUUACACGAGUUUCGACACCUUCGGUUGGGCCUUACUCUCCGCGUUUCGUCUGAUGACUCAAGAUUACUGGGAGAAUCUCUAUCAGUUGGUACUAAGAUCCGCCGGUCCGUGGCACAUGUUGUUCUUCAUAGUCAUCAUCUUCCUCGGUUCGUUUUAUCUCGUCAACUUGAUUCUCGCCAUCGUCGCGAUGUCCUACGACGAAUUGCAAAAGAAGGCCGAGGAGGAGGAAGCUGCCGAAGAGGAAGCCAUCAGGGAAGCGGAGAAAGCUGCCCUGGCGAAAGAGAACAAGCAAUUGGCCGCAAGGGAGGCAGCAGCGCGGGAGGCAGCGGCGGUGGCCGCCGCAAACGCGGUGGACCAGAUCGUCAAGUCGCCCUCGGAUUUUUCGUGUCACAGUUACGAGCUGUUCGUCGGCCAGGAAAGAGGGAACGACGACAACAACAAGGAAAGGAUGAGCAUACGUUCGAUCGAGUCAGUCAGCGAGCAAAGGGUGAAACAGAUCAACAACCACACCACCACCACUAAAGUGCGAAAAGUGAGCGCCGCGAGCCUUAGUCUACCUGGCUCACCGUUUAAUCUUCGUCGGAGCAGUCGUGGUAGCCAUCAGUUCACGAUAAGAAACGGUCGUGGUCGUUUCGUCGCGCCUCCUGGGGGCGACAGGAAGCCGUUGGUGCUCUCCACGUACCUCGACGCCCAAGAACACCUUCCGUACGCCGACGAUUCGAACGCGGUCACGCCGAUGUCCGAGGAAAAUGGUACUAUCGUGGUCUCCGGUUACUAUGCCAAUCUUGGCUCUAGGCACUCCUCGUACACGUCCCACGCUUCGCGGUUUUCGUACACGUCCCACGGCGAUCUUAUCGGUGGCAUCGCCAACGCUGGGAAACCGAUGACGAAGGAGAGUCAGUUGAGGAUCAGAUCGGUCAGGCCACCUUCCGUCAAUGGACAUUUCACGGAUUCUAAUCAGAAAUAUCAUUACGUGAGUAUAGGAGGUCGGAGAGAUACACUGAUUGGUGACCUGGACGAUCCAAUGGGCAAGGCAAAGCAACAAGACAAUCCGUUUAUAGAGCCUUCUCAACAACACGCUGUCGUUGAUAUGAAAGACGUGAUGGUACUGAACGAUAUAAUAGAACAAGCAGCUGGUCGUCAGAGCAGAACACCGGAGCAAGGAGACGACGAUGAAGAAGGGCCCAGGUUCAAGGAAAAAGCGCUGGCAGCCAUGUUGCGCUGCAUCGAUAUCUUCUGCGUGUGGGAUUGCUGCUGGUUAUGGCUAGAAAUUAAAAAAUAUGUGUCUCUUGUGGUGUUCGAUCCGUUCGUAGAACUUUUCAUCACCCUUUGUAUCGUCGUCAACACGCUCUUCAUGGCAUUGGAUCACCACGACAUGGACAAGGAUAUGGAAAAGGUGCUCAAGACGGGAAAUUAUUUCUUCACGGCGACAUUCGGUAUCGAAGCAGGGAUGAAAUUAGUAGCAAUGAGCCCCAAGUAUUACUUUCAAGAAGGAUGGAACAUUUUCGACUUCAUCAUCGUCGCCCUCUCGCUUCUGGAAUUAGGCUUGGAAGGUGUGCAAGGUCUCUCCGUGUUACGAUCGUUCAGAUUGCUGAGAGUGUUCAAAUUGGCAAAAUCGUGGCCCACAUUGAAUCUGCUGAUUUCCAUCAUGGGCAGAACGGUGGGCGCGUUGGGUAACUUGACGUUCGUGUUGUGCAUCAUCAUCUUCAUCUUCGCCGUGAUGGGUAUGCAGCUGUUCGGCAAGAACUACACGGACAACGUCGAUCGGUUUCCCGACGGCGAUCUACCAAGAUGGAACUUCACCGAUUUCAUGCAUUCGUUCAUGAUCGUCUUUCGAGUGCUGUGCGGAGAAUGGAUCGAGUCUAUGUGGGACUGUAUGCUCGUUGGCGACGUCUCGUGCAUACCAUUCUUCUUGGCCACGGUUGUCAUUGGUAAUCUGGUUGUGCUGAAUCUCUUCUUGGCCUUGUUGCUGAGCAACUUCGGUUCGUCGAAUCUUUCGGCGCCGACAGCAGACAACGAUACGAACAAGAUCACGGAGGCGAUCGAUCGAAUAGCACGUUUCGUUAAGUGGGUCAAGCGAAAUGUCCUUUAUCUUGCUAAAUUGAUGCGAGCCAAAUUCACCAAUCAGAUAUCCGAUCAGGCGCCAGGUGAGGGACCUAGCAGGCUACUCGGUCACGAAUCACAUCGCGCUGAUGGCAAGUUGGAAAAGAAUGCAAAGGACACGAAUCAACUUGAAAUUACUAUCGGAGACGGAAUGGAAUUUACUAUUCAUGGAGAUCUGAAGAAUAAUGUCAGCAAAAUUAUAGGAAAUUCGAUAAACCAUCAUGACUACAGGCCGGACUACAAUUACAUUAAUCAGAAUGAGGAUGACACGAUCAGUAACAAAUCUUAUGGCAGCCAUAAAAACAGGGUGUUCAAAGACGAAAGUCAUAAAGGUAAUAUGGAUUCUCUGGACGGUGAAGAAAAGAAGGACGCGAGCAAGGAGGACUUGGAACAAGACGAUGAUUUCGAGGACGACGUGGACGAAGAAAAGGGCGAGCUAGGGGACGCCAUUAUCCAAGCAGACGAGGACCCCAUCGAAUCCGAUUAUCCGGCUGAUUGUUGUCCGGAAAAUUGUUACAAGAAAUUCCCGUUUCUGGCCGGCGACGACGACGCACCGUUUUGGCAAGGUUGGGCCAACUUGAGACUGAAGACCUUCCAACUAAUCGAGAACAAGUAUUUUGAGACUGCCGUCAUUUUGAUGAUUCUUACGAGUAGUCUGGCACUCGCCUUGGAAGACGUGCACCUUUCUGCACGACCCAUUCUGCAAGAUAUCUUGUAUUACAUGGACCGAAUAUUCACUGUGAUUUUCUUCCUCGAAAUGUUAAUCAAAUGGUUGGCUCUCGGUUUCAAAAAGUACUUCACGAACGCAUGGUGCUGGCUUGAUUUUAUCAUUGUCAUGGUGUCACUCAUUAACUUCGUAGCGUCGCUCUGUGGCGCUGGCGGGAUCCAAGCCUUCAAAACAAUGAGGACCCUAAGAGCCCUAAGGCCACUCAGGGCGAUGUCUAGAAUGCAGGGAAUGCGGGUAGUCGUCAACGCUUUGGUUCAAGCCAUUCCAUCCAUUUUCAACGUGUUACUGGUGUGUCUUAUUUUCUGGCUGAUCUUCGCCAUCAUGGGCGUGCAACUUUUCGCUGGCAAAUAUUACAAGUGCGUAGACGCAAACAAAACAACGUUGAGCUUCGAGAUAAUUCCCGAUCGAAACGCCUGUAUAGCCGAGAACUACACUUGGGAGAAUUCGCCAAUGAAUUUCGACCACGUAGGAAAAGCGUAUCUAUGCUUGUUUCAAGUGGCGACGUUUAAGGGAUGGAUUCAAAUCAUGAACGAUGCUAUCGAUUCCAGGGAGCUGAACAAGCAACCGAUUCGCGAAACGAACAUCUACAUGUACUUCUAUUUUGUAUUCUUCAUUAUAUUCGGAUCGUUUUUUACCCUUAAUCUAUUCAUUGGAGUGAUCAUUGACAACUUCAACGAGCAGAAGAAGAAGGCGGGAGGUUCCCUAGAAAUGUUCAUGACGGAAGAUCAGAAGAAAUAUUAUAACGCUAUGAAGAAAAUGGGUAGCAAGAAGCCACUGAAGGCUAUUCCUCGUCCAAGAUGGAGACCGCAAGCGAUAGUGUUUGAAAUAGUGACGGACAAAAAGUUCGAUAUGAUAAUCAUGUUGUUUAUCGGACUGAACAUGUUAACGAUGACGUUGGACCAUUAUCAACAGACCCAAACUUUCAGCGACGUUCUAGACUAUCUGAACAUGAUAUUCAUUGUGAUAUUCACCAGCGAGUGUCUCAUGAAGAUCUUCGCUCUGCGUUACCACUAUUUCAAGGAGCCGUGGAACCUCUUUGAUUUUGUUGUUGUUAUAUUGUCAAUAUUAGGUCUGGUUCUCAGUGACAUUAUCGAAAAAUACUUCGUGUCACCGACGUUGCUUCGUGUAGUAAGGGUGGCAAAAGUCGGUCGUGUGCUUCGACUCGUGAAAGGUGCCAAGGGCAUUCGAACUCUUCUCUUCGCCUUGGCGAUGUCGUUACCAGCCCUCUUCAAUAUUUGCCUAUUACUGUUUUUGGUGAUGUUUAUCUUCGCGAUCUUUGGAAUGUCUUUCUUCAUGCACGUCAAAGACAAGAGCGGACUGGACGAUGUGUACAAUUUUAAAACGUUUGGCCAGUCGAUGAUAUUGCUAUUCCAGAUGUCCACGUCCGCGGGUUGGGACGGUGUGCUCGACGGCAUAAUAAACGAGGAGGACUGCCAGGAGCCAAACAACGAGAUAGGAUAUCCGGGUAACUGUGGUUCCUCGACGAUCGGGAUCGCUUAUCUUCUCUCGUACCUGGUGAUCAGCUUUCUGAUCGUCAUAAACAUGUACAUCGCGGUGAUCCUGGAGAACUACUCGCAGGCGACCGAGGACGUGCAGGAGGGUCUCACGGACGACGAUUACGACAUGUACUACGAGAUCUGGCAGCAGUUCGAUCCGGACGGGACGCAGUACAUCAGAUACGAUCAGCUGUCCGACUUCUUGGACGUGUUGGAGCCACCGUUGCAGAUACACAAGCCGAACAAGUACAAGAUCGUAUCGAUGGACAUUCCCAUAUGCAAAGGGGACCUGAUGUUCUGCGUGGACAUACUCGACGCUCUGACGAAGGACUUCUUCGCGCGUAAGGGCAAGCCCAUCGAGGAGACGGGCGACAUCGACGUCCAGGGUCGCGCGGACGUGGUCGGUUACGAGCCAGUUUCUUCCACCCUUUGGCGCCAGCGCGAGGAGUACUGCGCCCGUUUGAUACAGAACGCGUGGCGUAAGCACAAACAGCAGCGUCUCGGCGGCCCGAGCGAGGAAAGCGACGACGCGGACACGGAUCCGCGCGUCAGGCAGACCGCGGUCCUGGUCGAGAGCGACGGCUUCGUGACGAAGAACGGUCACAAGGUCGUGAUACACAGCCGUUCGCCCAGCGUCACUUCGAGAACCGCGGACGUCUGAUCGCCGACGUCGACGUCUCCAGCACCGCCACCGUCGUAGCUAGCGUCGCCGUAGCCACCCGGUGCCCGUCCGUAAGACGAACGCUCCAAUUGCAGCAUCGCCGACGACGAGACCAGGACAAAGCGUCGAUCCUGCACCGAUACGCAGCCGUUGAUACUGCUCUCGGGGAGCAGCGGCCUCACGGACCUCGCGCGCGCGCUCUCCAUCGACAGCCUUAUAGUUGUAUAAAAGAUUUAAAGAAAAAAAAAAACAAAUUAAUAACAAAAUACAUUCCUCCAACGAGUUGCCUUCAAUCGACUCUAAACGCCACGAUCGUUGGGAGACGCGUCGUCAGUCGAACGAGCGAGGACGACUUAAUCGUUUUGGGAGAGCUGUUCAGAAGAGAGAACAUUAAAGAAGACUGCGCAUUGUCCGCGGUAGCAGGAACAGGUGUUAAGGGCGCACGAAGAGGAAUCGAAGGACAAGAACGAGAUAGAAAACCAUAGACGACUCAGCCUUCGAGUCAACUUCCCCAAAUCAAGGCUCGAAGGCUGACGCCGCCCCCGCCUCAGAGGAGUCCCCUGCCUUCGAUGGACUUCGUAAACCGCCCCUUAACGUUAGGAGAAUUUUACGACGACGAUCCGCGCUGGCUGCGUUAGCUGCAUGCAUUUCAAUAACGAUACGAAACACGAUGAAACGAAAUCAUAUUCACGAGACGACGACAAUGAAACGAAGACCUACACGUUUUAACGGUGAGCUAGAGUAAUAUUGCCGCAUUUAUACAAUAUCAGCGAUCAGUUUCAUCCCUAAACACACAAGUAGGCCGGUUUCCCGUAAAUUCUAUCCGCGAUAUUGGAUUUUUUACAUGGUUUUACAGCGGCCCCGCCAACACACGCUGGAUGAAAUAGAGAAAAAAAAAAAAUAUGUAUGUUGCACGCGGUCGAAGUUCGCGGGUGACGUUUGGUUAUUUUGAUCGGUGGCAUGUAUAUCGCAGUUCAGAACUAAACUGGAAGAUAAAUGAUUUUGACGAGAAAACGACGGAACAACGGAGAAAAACGAAGACAUUGACGAGGACACGCUUGAUCAUAACCGACGAUGAUAGUGAGGAUGAUCAUAGGAUGAUUUAGACGACGAUUAUAGACGAUUAUCACGAGAGGACGGUGAACAAGAAUGUUACAAAGAGACUCACUCGUGAAAUGUACGCGUAGAUUACUACAAUUCGCUCGGCUUGAAAAAAAAUUAUCUGCGUAAAAACACGGGGCGCGAACGUCUGGUCGCGCGCGGCUUUGUUUUAUCCGGCUCCCUCCCUCUCUGUUCCUGACUCUAAAGUCGAGCCUCGAGCGCGCAUUCAUCGACGACCCUAUAUAUUAUAUAAUCGUCGUUUCACGUAUUCACGUUCUCACGUUUUUCAGCGAUCCGGCAAUUUUUUACAAUCAUAUCGUCCGCGAACUGUUCGAAGAAUCUCAAUGUUUAACCUCAGAGAGGAGAAAGAGCGUUAGAUAGCCCAAGUUGUCCAAUCAGCGAGAGAUUCCAUCGUCCUUCCGAUCGGCCGGAAAUUCUUCUUCACGUUAGAAUUUUUCAGAAAUGGGAUUCGCCCUCGUGCCUUUACGUUUAGUUUCUUUCGAGAUUUCUGUUCCCGUGCCUGGUCAGACUGGCCCGAGCCGUAGACGGUAGCCAUUUUUCUAAUAUUAAACUCCGGAGGAAGGAAUCCGUCGAUGGCCUGGAUAGCUCAAAAUUAAUAGUCCAAUAAACGAAUGAUUCCGGGUUCGAAUCCUGGUUCGGUGUACACUGACCGAUCGAUUCCUUCUUCCCUUACGAUCUUCAAAACUGGGACUCGCCCUCGUGCCUUUGCGUUAUAGCUUUCGUGUUGUUUGGAACUUUCAGUAUCGAAUGAUAGCAAUUUUUUCAACUUAGACUCGAGGAGAAAUAUCUCCCUAAAUUCUUUUAUAUUUUCGCUUCGUUUUAUCUUUCUUUUCCGUUUAUUCAUCCGUCUAUCUACUCGUUUUAGCUGAUAGAUAUCCCCUUGUUUGGGAGUUUCGUCUAAAGAACGAAACCAUCGUAGACGUUGUGCCGUGAACACGCAACACGGUUCUUGCCAAAAGGGACGGAGAGGGGAGUAGCGACUACGAAUCUUGCAAUCAUCAUCAGCUAGAUAAUUACACAUUUGCAAAACUUACACAGACACAGUCUUACACGACGUAGUAAUGCGCUUUGGCAUAAAUGAAUAUACACAAUAGUGUAACGUUAUUUCGAGUAAUUGUAAUCGACAAACCGUACGCCUGUAAACCCGUCUCGCAGUUAAGUGCGUAGUGUGUCGCCUAAUGUGAAGUGAAUUUAUACGCUGAACGUUUCAUUCGACGAGAGAAUUUCGAUCGACGAUCGAUUCUAGGAGAUCGACACAACUAUCUCUACCGUGUCUCCAUCGUAUUGGCAUUUCUAAGAGAAAUUUCGCUCUCGACGAGUACUGUGAAACAUCUGAUCACGAUAAAACGAAGUUAAUUUUACCAAAACGAAAAAAAAACAAAAAAAAAAGAGUAAGUGGAAUAAAUGAGAAACAUUGCCGAUAAA